ACGAGAGUUGAGUUUGUUGACAUUCUUCCAGCACAUUCGGCUAAGGAAUAUCUCUGAAAAUCUGUAUCCAUCCUGAGAAGAACGUCUUCAUAACUUUCUAUAUCGAUUGCGAUGGAUUCUCGAGGGUCUCUAGCAUUUGAUGAAUAUGGACGGCCUUUCAUUAUCAUUCGUGAUCAAGAAGGAAAAUCCCGUCUAAGUGGCAUCGAAGCUCAUAAAUCCCAUAUAAUGGCCGCAAAAACAGUGGCAGGUGUAUUGAGAACAUCAUUGGGUCCAAAAGGUCUGGACAAGUUAAUGGUAUCACCUGACGGAGAUAUCACUAUCACAAAUGAUGGUGCCACAAUCUUGAAGCAGAUGGACGUAGAACAUCAGAUUGCAAAGUUGAUGGUACAGUUGUCCCAGUCACAAGAUGACGAGAUUGGAGAUGGUACAACUGGAGUUGUAGUUCUGGCUGGUGCUCUGAUGGAACAUGCUGAGAAGUUGUUGGACAGAGGUAUACACCCAAUUCGUAUCACAGAUGGUUAUGAGAUGGCUGCUAAAGUGGCUGUAGAACAUCUAGAUACUAUAGCUGAAAAUUACGUCAUCAAUCGUAAAGACACAGACACACUCACACAGUUAGCUAUGACAACAUUAGGUUCUAAAAUUAUCAACCGUUGUCACCGACAUAUGGCACAAAUUGCUGUAGAUGCAAUUAUGGCAGUUGCAGACUUUGACCGCCGUGAUGUUGACUUUGAACUCAUUAAAGUGGAAGGCAAAGUUGGAGGAAAGCUUGAGGACACUAUGUUGGUGAAGGGAGUUAUUGUAGACAAAGAUUUCAGUCACCCACAGAUGCCAAAGUCUGUGAAAGAUGCUAAGAUGGCCAUAUUAACAUGUCCGUUUGAGCCUCCGAAACCAAAAACCAAACACAACCUCGAGGUAAAAUCUGUAGAAGAUUACAAGAAGUUGCGAGAAUAUGAAUUGAAGAAGUUCGAAGAAAUGGUUCAACAGGUGAAGGACGCUGGGGCAAACCUUGUGAUAUGUCAGUGGGGAUUUGAUGAUGAAGCCAACCAUCUGUUGUUACAGAAGGAGUUGCCUGCAGUACGCUGGGUCGGUGGGCCAGAAAUAGAGUUGAUAGCUAUCGCCACUGGAGGUCGUAUAGUUCCGAGGUUUGAGGAACUGACUACUGAGAAACUGGGCAAGGCUGGUAUUGUGAAAGAACUCAGUUUUGGUACAACGAAGGACAGAAUGUUAGUCAUAGAGGAAUGUCAGAAUUCAAGGGCCGUAACCAUUUUCAUCCGUGGCGGUAAUAAAAUGAUUGUUGAAGAAGCAAAGAGAAGUAUACAUGAUGCGUUGUGUGUUAUACGUAACAUUGUUAAAGAUACUAGGAUAGUAUAUGGUGGAGGUGCACCAGAAAUCUCAUGUUCACUCGCAGUAGCAAAGGCAGCUGACAAGAUUUCCACAUUAGAACAGUAUGCAAUGAGAGCUUUCUCAGAGGCAUUAGAAAGUAUUCCUCUAGCACUAGCAGAGAACAGUGGUCUCUCACCUAUACAUACACUAGCUGAUGUCAAAUCUAGACAGACAAAGGAAAAUAAUCCAAGAUUAGGAAUCGACUGUCUCAAUAAGGGAACUAAUGAUAUGAAAGAACAGAAUGUACUGGAGACUUUAUCAUCAAAGAGAGCACAGAUCAUGUUAGCUGUUCAACUUACCAAGAUGAUUCUUAAAAUAGAUGAUAUUAGAGCUCCAUCAGAUCAGAUGAUGUGAAGAUCUGUGAGAUAAGUGGUGUGUGUGUUACUGUCCAACUAGGCUGUCCAGAUGAUACUGUGAUAUUCAACUUCAAGAACAAAAUCCAAUGUGCAUAAAAAGUCAUGUUACAUUGAUAAACUGAAAUACUCCAGACUCCACUCUGGUAAAAUUAUCCUGGUUUUUCAAAAAUAGGAGAUAAAGGUUUUGUUUGUUAUUAAAUGAAAUGUGACAGAAACUGAUGUCUAUAUAGAAUAUUGCCUUUGAUACAGUAUAGUGAUGAAUAUAGAUCUUGAAUCAAUUUUGUACAACUCUUUGACAGUUGUAUGAAUUCAGUUGUUGAGUAUGCCAGUAUGUUUUGAUGUUUUAAAUUGAUGUUGCACGUUUAACAGGUAUAACCAAAUUUUUAUCUGAACCAUUUAGUAGCAUAUAAUUUAAAUUUAGCAAACAAAAAAGUCUUGCUCAUCCACAAUUCCUGUUCCAUUAUAGCAUUUAGACAGAUCUAGAAGCACAAAUUCAAAUGAAAUGAUAAUGUUCAUUUAUUUAUUUAUUCAUAACUGGUGGUACAUUUCAAAUGUGUUCUUACAUAAAUGUUUAUUUACAUAAUCAUGUGCAUUGUAAGAUGGAAAAUGUGCUAUCAAUGCUUUUGAUAUUUUUUUUUUAUUAAAGUGUCGAUACAUA
Messenger RNA from Mercenaria mercenaria, 2397 nucleotides. Its product is annotated as T-complex protein 1 subunit epsilon-like. Gene Ontology annotation, cellular component: chaperonin-containing T-complex. NCBI's taxonomy places the organism in Eukaryota, Metazoa, Mollusca, Bivalvia, Venerida, Veneridae. The transcript has 11 exons. The record is from RefSeq and is a predicted model, not a curated record. Gene Ontology annotation, biological process: protein folding. Gene Ontology annotation, molecular function: ATP-dependent protein folding chaperone; ATP binding; ATP hydrolysis activity. Bases 112 to 1737 code for a protein of 541 amino acids.